Notothenia coriiceps (black rockcod) is the source of this 1087-nucleotide messenger RNA. Its product is annotated as titin-like. Lineage: Eukaryota; Metazoa; Chordata; Actinopteri; Perciformes; Nototheniidae. The annotation marks the transcript as partial. The transcript is spliced from 5 exons. Gene Ontology annotation, molecular function: protein binding. The record is from RefSeq and is a predicted model, not a curated record.
AACUACGUGGUGGAGAAGAGGGACGUCCGGCGCAAAGCCUGGCAGGCGGUGGACACCACGGUGAAGGAGCUGAAGUACACCGUGACGCCGCUCAACGAGGGCUCGCUCUACGUGUUCCGCGUCGCUGCUGAGAACAGCGCCGGGAUGGGAGAGUUCUGCGAGAUGGAGGACGCCGUGCUCGCCAAAGACACAUUCACCACCCCCGGACCCCCCUACGCCCUCACCGUGGUCGAGGUCACCAAGAGACAUGUUGAGCUCAAGUGGGAACCCCCCAAGAGCCACGGAGGAAGACCCAUCACCAAGUACGUCAUCGAGAAGAAGGAGAAGCUGGGGUCCCGCUGGCUGAAGUGCUGCAAGACCCCCGACAAACAGUCCCAGUUCAAGGUGACGGACGUGGACGAGGGCACCGAGGUGCAGUUCCAGGUCCGGGCGGAGAACGAGGCUGGGGUGGGAGACCCCAGCGAGCCCACCGAGAUCCUGACCAUCGAGGACGCCACCAGCGCCCCCUCCCCCCCUCUGGAGUUGGCAGUACCUGAGGCCAGCCGGGAGCACAUCAGCGUCACCUGGAAGCCCCCGACCAAAGACGGCGGCUCCCCGAUCUCCGGGUACCACGUGGAGGUGGCCGAGGCCCGGCCCGAGCUCAAGUGGCUGCGCGUCAACAACCGGCCAAUCAAAGAGCUCAGCUUCAGGAUCGACGACGGCAUCAAGCCCGAGAAGAAAUACGUGAUCCGGGUCCGCGCCAUCAACGCCGUGGGAGUGAGCGACCCCUCCGACGUCUCCGACAAGGUCUUCACCAAAGACCCCGACUGCGCCCCCACCCUGGACCUGGCGUCUCAGGAGGUGGUGGUGGUGGAGGGGGAGAAGCUGCAGCUGAAGGUCCCCUACAGAGCCAUCCCCACCCCCAAGAUGGUGUGGAAGAAGGACGAGGUGGAGUGCAAGGCUGGCGAGCGGCUGUCCAUGACGGUGGAGAUGAACAGCGCCCACCUGGACCUUCUGAAGAGCAGCCGGGCCGACGCCGGCGCAUACGCCAUCACGCUGGAGAACAGCCUGGGCAGCGCCACCGGCACCGUCACCGUCAAGGUCAUCG